Messenger RNA from Capronia epimyces CBS 606.96, 714 nucleotides. RefSeq lists its product as uncharacterized. The record is from RefSeq and is a predicted model, not a curated record. The transcript has 3 exons. NCBI's taxonomy places the organism in Eukaryota, Fungi, Ascomycota, Eurotiomycetes, Chaetothyriales, Herpotrichiellaceae. The coding region runs from base 1 to 714 and encodes 237 amino acids.
AUGUCUGACGAGAUCAUUCUGUACGACCUGCCCUCCCGCCAAGGGAAAGCCUGGAGUCUGAACACGUGGAAGACACGAUUGGCUCUUAACUUCAAAGGCCUCCCGUAUAAGACCGAGUUCGUCGAGUAUCCGGACCUUGGACCGUUGUUGGAGAAAGCUGGCGUCCCGCCGAAUGCAACGGGGAUCAAAUAUACCUUGCCAACCAUCCGGCUACCGGACGGCCGCUACGUGAUGGAGUCACGCAAGAUCGCAGACGUCCUGGACGCAGAGUACCCAGAGCCCUCACUGCGGCUAGACUCGCCGUAUCAGGCUCGCAUCGAGGCGCUCAUUACGGCCCUGCAGCCGAAGAUACGACCCAUCUUCGCCCCGCUCAUCCCCAAGUCCUACCUCAACCCGGUGUCACAGAAGUACUUUGUGGCCACGCGGGAGGCUGACAUUGGUAUGCCUUUGGACAAGUUCCACGAGGGUGCCGACAAUGCUUUCAAUGACACCAAACCUCUGAUCAAGCAGUUCGGUGAUCUGCUCGACGAGCAUCCUGGUGGCCCGUUCUUCCUAGGCAGCGAAGUCAGCUACGCUGACUUCGUAGUGGUUGGCUUGGUUAGGAUGCUGGAGGGCAUAGGCUGGGCGGAGAAGUUCUUUGCCUUGGAUGGCGGACAGCAGAUUAAGAGGCAAUAUCAUGCCGCUGCCAAGUGGUUGGAGAGGGAUAGUUAUUAA